UCGCAAGUCGCAGGGCUACUAGAGAGAGAGAGAGAGAGAGAGAGAGAGAGAGAGAGCAAUGGAGAGGAUCGCCGGCGGCUCCGAUUCUCCGGCGAGAUCACCACCGCCGGUUCACCCAUUGGUAGCCCCUCUCGAGUACUUGCUUGGAAAAUGGCGAGGUGAAGGGGAGGGUGGUUAUCCGACCAUCAACUCCUUCAGCUAUGGAGAAGAGCUCGUCUUCUCCCACUCCGGCAAGCCGGUGAUUUCCUAUUCCCAGAAGACAUGGAAGCUGGCCUCCGGUGAGCCGAUGCACGCCGAGAGCGGGUAUUGGCGCCCUCGUCCUGAUGGCUCCAUCGACGUCGUCAUCGCUCAGAGCACAGGUCUCGUUGAGGUUCAGAAAGGUUCAUAUGAUGCUGAAAAUAAGAUUGUGACUCUCAAAAGUGAACUUGUUGGGAAUGCAUCAAAGGUGAAGGACAUAACUAGGGUUUUUACAGUGACAAACGGUGAGUUGUCUUAUGUAGUUCAGAUGGCAACACAGUUAACAAGCCUUCAACCUCAUCUUAAAGCCCUUCUCAAGAAGCUUUAAUAUAUAUAUGACCCACUAGAGGAACAAUGCUACACCUUUAUUUGUGAUGUAUUGGCUGGAAGCUACAGUUGUGUUUUUAGGUAUUUUGAAUACCUGGCCUAAGGAAUAAACUAUAAAGGUUCUCUAAUUCUGAACUUUAGUUA
Dioscorea cayenensis subsp. rotundata (Guinea yam) is the source of this 708-nucleotide messenger RNA. RefSeq names its product UPF0678 fatty acid-binding protein-like protein At1g79260. The record is from RefSeq and is a predicted model, not a curated record. The transcript has 3 exons. The coding region runs from base 59 to 565 and encodes 168 amino acids. Lineage: Eukaryota; Viridiplantae; Streptophyta; Magnoliopsida; Dioscoreales; Dioscoreaceae.